Boeremia exigua is the source of this 747-nucleotide messenger RNA. Its product is annotated as Aspartate/glutamate/uridylate kinase. The record is from RefSeq and is a predicted model, not a curated record. The annotation marks the transcript as partial. Gene Ontology annotation, molecular function: glutamate 5-kinase activity; ATP binding. Gene Ontology annotation, cellular component: cytoplasm; cytosol. NCBI's taxonomy places the organism in Eukaryota, Fungi, Ascomycota, Dothideomycetes, Pleosporales, Didymellaceae. The transcript is spliced from 5 exons.
ACAAUCGUUAUUAAAAUCGGUACUUCGUCUAUCAUCCACGAGGCUACCAACGAAAUUCAAAUUUCCCGUGUCCGAAGUGUGAUGUUGACUGUCGCUACCCUACGUAAUGCUGGCUAUAGAGUCAUUCUCGUCAGCUCUGGAGCUGUUGGUUUUGGAUUACUGCGGACGCAUCGUGUAUCCCGUCCUAGAAGACUAUCUGACAAACAGGCACUUGCAGCCAUUGGGCAGAGUGGAAUGAUCUCAAUGUGGUCAGACGUGUUUAAUGAAAAAAACAUUACGGUUGCACAAAUGUUGUUAACGCAUGACGACAUCUCAACACUCGAACGAUACGACAAUGCCAUUCGAACUUUUAAUAAGCUCUUUUUGGCUGGCGUGGUGCCAAUAGUGAAUGAGAAUGAUACUGUGUCCACCAAAGAGAUUUGUAUCGGAGACAAUGAUUAUCUCAGCGCCAUCACCGCGGUGAUGGUUCAAGCAUCUUACCUAUUCCUACUUACUGAUGUAGACUCAUUGUACGAAAGUAAUCCCCGGUAUGACAUUCAUGCAUCCAGGAUCGACGUGGUCACAUCCAUCAGCUUAUUGAGAAGACGCAUUGACUCUUCAAACCUUGGCCCUGGCUCAACAAAUGGGACUGGAGGUAUGGAAACCAAGCUACGUGCAGCUGAGAAGGCAUCAGCAUCCGGGAUUUUCACCGUGAUUGCCUCUUCGUCAAAUCCUGUAGCAGUCUCUGAGAUACUCGAGUAUUACAGU